GUCUAAUGCUCCCUAACGUGGUAUUGCUUGGAUCCCAGUGAGCCAUCACGUGGAGCCACUAUGUGCUGCUGUGUUUGGUCUUAUCAACCACAUCUCGGCGGUAUUUAGAUACAUGCAGCGUGCGGCUAUGCAGGUCGAUGAGUCGAUCCAAUCUUGUCUUGUUUCUCUCAUCAUUCGUAUGCGACCUAGCAACUAGCUGCAUAACUGCACGUCUUCCAGAAAUGAAUGAUAGUCAAGCAGGUGAACUAGAAGCCUUGGAGGGAUUAUUGGUUGAUCCAAGUGCAAAGCCCAUCAAGCUAUCGUAUGGUCUUUUGAAAUUCGUCACAGGAAAUUUUUCUAACGAAAUAGGUCGUGGUGGGUUUGGAGUUGUUUACCAGGGAAGUUUGCAAAAUGGGGAGGUUGCUGUAAAGAAGAUCUCCAAUGUACAUGAGCUUUCUGAUAAGACAUUCAUGGAUGAGAUCACAUGUUUAAUAAAGGCAAAGCACAAGAAUAUAGUAAGAUUUCUAGGCUAUUGUUCAGAUACCCAGGGGGAAGUGAUGGAAUAUAAUGGGGCCUAUGUGAUGGCAGAGGUACAAAAAAGGCUGCUUUGUUUUGAGUAUGCUCCUAAUGGAAACAUUCGGGACUAUCUUGAAGAGAAACGGGGUGAAAAUGGGUGGCAUAUAAGGUACCGAAUAAUAAAGGGAAUAUGUGAGGGUCUGCACUACCUUCAUGCACAACGCAUCAGUCAUUUGGACCUCAAACCUGAGAAUGUUAUGCUGGAUGCUGGUAUGGAGGCAAAAAUCACGGACUUUGGUCUAGCAAGAUGUUUAGUUGAUGGCCACUCCAUAGUUUAUACUAAGAUUAUCCGGGGAACGCCGGGAUAUAUGGCACCAGAAAACAUAAACACGGGAGAAAUAUCAUUAAAGUCAGACAUAUAUGCAUUGGGCAUUAUUAUACUAAAGCUAGUAACCGGGUGUAACGUCAUCGAUUUUGAUAAUUGGCAUGAAUUGUCAGAUUUGGACAACCCGCAAGUGAAGACGGGAUGUAUCAAGAUCGCUCGAGCCUGUAUCGAAGUUGACCAAUAUAAAAGACCUACUGUAGUUGAAAUAAUCCGUGAGUUGGACGAGAUAGAGAACAUGUCUCAAUAUUUGAAAGAUGUCACGGGUUCUUCCACAGGCCAGGAAACUGAUCCAAGGAGUCGUCUUGGCCGACGGACAGACACUGAUCCUCCUAGAGCUCAGGCGAAAGAAGCACAAACUGCUCUCACCACAGGGCCUUCUUCGGUUAAACCCCCUCCCAAGGGGAUUGGACGGAAUUGGAGGAGAUUUCGUGGGAUUUUGACUCGUUGGGGAGUCAACCUCUCUCAAUCCCGGCCAAUCCCCCUCAAUUCCUUGUCCAAGAACAACGGCAGAGUGGAGAGGGACGAACAAUGGGCUGCCGCACAGAGGACGCUUCAUAGCAUUCAAGAACCUGAGCAGGCCUCCAACACACUGUUCAAUAAGAACAGCUACCAUGAGCUCACUGAGAUAGCUGAGCAAGCCAAGAGAAGAGCUGAGAUUGCAAGGCUGAGAGAGUUGAGCACACUAAAGGGCCACGUUGAGUCGGUCGUGAGGCUUAAGGGGCUCGACAUUGACACCAUCAACCAGAACUACACAGUGUGAGGAAUUUUGGCAUCGAGAAAAAAAUGGCAUCCAUACAUAUAUAUUGGAGCGAGAUUGAAAUGGGCCUCCACUUUAAGAUUCCUCUGGUGGUGAAUGAAUGGUAGAAACAUAGUCAGAUUACUGAUAGCACAUAUCUCGAACUAUUUUAGUGGUCUACGGAGGUAUUGACUGCAUAAGAUGAUGCAAACAUAUGUUAUUAUUUGUUAUGUUAUAAACUAUAUGAUUGCAUUACA
Triticum aestivum (bread wheat) is the source of this 1873-nucleotide messenger RNA. RefSeq names its product cysteine-rich receptor-like protein kinase 40. Lineage: Eukaryota; Viridiplantae; Streptophyta; Magnoliopsida; Poales; Poaceae. The record is from RefSeq and is a predicted model, not a curated record. The transcript has 9 exons. Bases 138 to 1640 code for a protein of 500 amino acids. Gene Ontology annotation, molecular function: protein kinase activity; ATP binding. Gene Ontology annotation, biological process: protein phosphorylation.